ACCUAACCGCCAAUGUUCCCUUCCUUAUCAAACCCAACAGCAGCAGAAAUCAAAAGAGAAAGAAAAGAGAGGAGAGGGUGCAAACCAGAGAAGAGAGGAGAAGGGGGAGAUCGCGCCGGCAGGAGUCGCUGCCGCUCGCCGCGCCGUCGUCGUCGCUGAUGAUGGAGGACCGAGGAGAGAGUGUCGCGGAGAAGGGGGAGCUCGCACGAGUGAGGAGCGUCGCCAUCGCCGCCAUCCUCAUCUCGCUGGUCAUUGUCACCGUCGGGUCACCUUGCCAUCGCGGGAGAGAGGAGAUGCAUGAGCUAAAGGGUGCUGGAAGACUGCCGCCGCUGUUUGCAUGUCGCCAUCGCCACUGCCGCGUCUUCCAUCAGCGCUGUUGCAUGCGAGGAGGAGGUGGAGCUUAUCCUCGCCGUAUCUGCACCGCUGACGAGCUGUGGUGCACCGCAAAUCAACCCGGAGCUGCCGUCCCCUACCGCCGCUGUCAUGGGCCGCGUGGGUGCUCCCUUGAGCUGCCGCCGUCGUUGUUUGGAUCGCGGUGGUCGAAAAGGCUGCUGAUGGAGUUGUCACUGGAGCCGCUGCCAUUCUGUUUCUCUAUUACUUUCUGAGUCCAGUAGUGACAGGUUCAGAAAUCCUUGGCGCGAGGCCGCGACCGAACUACGAAGCUUAACAUAUACAUGUAUUCCUACUUUCUGUAUUUGGUUUAGUCAUAGAUUUUAUUUUCCCUUCGCCGUCGGUUGUUUUGAUUUUUAGAGGAGCAGGACUUGUAUUUGACAAUCUUUGAAUAUGUCUAUGUAUAUAAAGCUAUGUGAAUAUUUAUACUUCUGGGGUUAAGUGAUUUAAGAUAAAGUCUCA
Molecule: messenger RNA, 852 nt
Organism: Arachis ipaensis
Lineage: Eukaryota; Viridiplantae; Streptophyta; Magnoliopsida; Fabales; Fabaceae
Source: RefSeq, a predicted model, not a curated record